Messenger RNA from Thlaspi arvense, 2614 nucleotides. NCBI's taxonomy places the organism in Eukaryota, Viridiplantae, Streptophyta, Magnoliopsida, Brassicales, Brassicaceae. The record is from the annotation of a GenBank genome assembly.
UCAAAGUAGUGGUACUCGGGUUAAUCAACGGAAAAACAAAAGAGGUUUAGGGCUGCCUGAAACUUUCCACCGGAAUCAAAAUUCUAUAGCCACCGGUGAUGAAAUUCCGGAGCCACCUUUGAACCCUUUUCCUUCAUCAUCCCUGCUACUCAAAUUCGAAAUUAAUCACUAGAAUUUCAUCCCCCAGAUUUUUUCGGUGUCUCAGCCUUCACCUCCUCUCUCGAAAUCUCUAGUUUUGGGAAAUUUUCUGUUGUUUUCAAUUCGUCAUCUCCGCCUGAAGAAACAGAUCCCCCAGAUUUUUCACGGUGUCUCCGCCCUCACCUCCUCUGUCGAAUUCUCUAGUUUCCGCAAAAUUUCUGUUCUUUUCAAUUCGUGAUCUCCGCCUGAAGAAACUGAUAUCUAUAUCUCCGCCCUCACAUUUGAUUAGAUCACUACUUGGAAACCGGAUAAGUGGUCGAAUCCCAAAAGAGAUUGGAAACAGUCAACCCUUGAGAGAUUUGUAGUUGAAUACAACCAGAUUUCAGGAGCGUUACCUCCAGAGCACGGGAAUCUACCAAACAUUCAAAGACUCUUUGUUAGCUCGAACUACUUGAGUGGGGACAUCCCAAGUACAUUUGCCAAACUUACUACAUUGACUGAUGUCCGUAUAAGUGACAACCAAUUCAUUGGUGUCAUACCAGAUUUCAUCCAGAACUGGACAAAUCUUAGCAAACUGAUUAUUCAAAGAAGUGGUUUAGUCGGACCGAUUCCUGGUACCAUUGCUCCUCUUGCGAAGUUAACAGAGCUACAUCAUCGCUAUCACCAGAGCAGCUCUGUAGUUGAGGUUCGUGUGAGGCAUUUUGUUGAAAGAGAGUGUGAUGAUAUAUAUAGCUCAUGGGAUGGAGAUAACCAGGAUGUGAAGGUCAAUAACUUGAUUGAAGAUAUACGUGAGAAUCGCUUGGAUACACAUGCUUGGGAUGUCAAUGAAGCUUCAGUUAGCAAGAAGCGCCAUGUACCUCAACAAUCAUCAAAAAAGAAGAAAGCUGCGAAAAUACAUUCUCACGAAGCAGCGACAACUGAGGUACAAAAGAUACGCUUUGAAGGUGAAAACAGUGGCAAUAUGAGAGUUCCAUCGGAAACUGAGAAGGCAGUCCUUGGAAUUGUGGAGAUGAUGAAGGCGCUGACUGAAAAAGUUGAAAAUAUGGACAAUCACCUUCCUGAGAAGGUUUUGGCGUCAAUGAAACCUGCAAUUCAUGCUGAAGUUAACGCCCAGCUUGACGAGAGACUCGUUACCGUGCACGAGAAGAUUGCCAACUUAGAAGAUGCAGUAAAGAAUAUCACUGAUCGCCUAAAAGCUGGUGAAAAUGUUGAAAGAGCAAAUUCCAACGCCAGAUGUAGUGAUGAAGCGACUAGUAAAGCUAUGUCAUGGAUGGUCCAAAAAAAAGCUACAUCGCAGGAUGAUUUUCCCAUUCAGUGUGUAGUUAAAAAUGCGAAGAAGGUGUCUCAGAAAACGGAGAAGGUCACAGAAAACAAUGGCUUGGAUUGCAAGGAAAUUCAGAAACCAGAAGUUCCACAUCAAGAUAUCGUCCGACAAGGAAAUUCUACUGUCAAGCGUAUCAUUUCUGGCGUAACCCAGUCGGUGACGGUAUAUGAUCCUUUUGCUGUCGUUGAUGAAAGUCUAUAUGCAAAGUUGUUGGACUUCAUGCAACCUGACGAUAUGGAACCAAUUGCAACAUGGGAUACAAAUGUGGAGUUCUAUAAGGUUAUCAUUACUCCAAGGAUACAUUGGCCAAAUAAUACGUAUGGAUGGUUGACUACCUCGCAUUUAUGUGCUGCAAUGCUGAUGUUCCACAAGAGGUCGAUGCGUACACCAUCACCAUAUUAUUCAUCAUGGAUUACAUUUUUGAAUCAGUGGUUUGUCAACACUUGGGUUCGUGAUUACAAAACUUUCGACCCAAAGACUUGGAUUAUACCAGAUAAGUAUCGUGGAGUAUUCAAUGGUACGUAUCCUGUUGAUUCAGUGACAAAUAAGAAGUGGAUUACUGAUGUCGACCAUGUGUUCGCCUGUCAUUUCAUAAAUGACAACCAUUGGAUUGCUCUGGAUAUAGACUUGGUGAAGGAGAAGAUAAAUGUAUACGACAGCAUCAUAACCAUGGUCAUGGAUGACAAGGAUAUUCUGAAUUUCUGUAGGCCAUUCACCAGGAUGAUCCCUGCGAUGUUGAACGCAAUGAUUCCGUCUCGGAAGAAGAGCGACAAGCAAUUCUUGGCUAAAAGGCUCAAAUCCAUCCCGCAAAAUAAUGAUCCUGGUGAUUGUGGUGUGUACACUUUAAAAUACAUCGAAUGUCUUGCUCUUGGUUGUUCAUUCGACGGCUUAUCUGAUAGGAACAUACAAGCACUCCGUCACAAGUUAGCUGCAGAAAUACUUGAUGAGGUGGGAGAGCCGGGUAUGUCGAUGUCCAUCUCAUUACCUGAUGGAAAGUUAGGACUUAGAGACUCAGAGUAGUAUCAAAUAUUCAUGUUUUUUUUUAACAUUUGUAGCUAAGAUUUCCUUGACAUUGUACUUGUGUUUUUUCUCAUCUUUUGAACUCACGAUAAUAUUUUAUGAAUUCGUCAUUACUAAAUCAAUAUCUAACAU